CACUGACCCGGAAAUUAAUGUCCACUGUUUGUUUCAGUCGUCAAUCAUCAGUCCGCUGUUUGAAUGAACUUCAAUGCAAGUAUGACCGUCACACAUAUGGUUCCAAGAUUAACCUGAUUCAUUUCUUGACCGUUGUAGGACAUCUCCCGAGUGUAUACAUAGUGACCGGUAAGAAAAAUGUUAAGCCAGGAAAUUAGCAUUCUGAGCAGAAAUCUGUGUUGACAUGUAUGGCACCUUUACCUUUGCCGGUUUACUUGUAAAGAACCAGACUUGAAUUAACUGAUGCCGCGUUGGUUGCAUAUAUUUUUGCAAGGAGUUGUCAAGGAUAGCUGUCAUCGAGCUCCGAGAUCAUUUUGCACAAGACAUGCCUGUGUAGAUUGAGUUGCCUCGACCGUUUUGGACGAACGCGUGGCGACCCAUUAACCUACCAUGGCUGUGGUAUACGCGAGGGCAAUCAUGGUGAACUUGAAGCACUCGGCCCAUCGAGCCGGUGCCUUCGCCAGGAUCAGAUUGACCCAUUACCCUCAGGAACGUUUGUUUAGAAGAGGACUGAUUCUAACACGCCUACCUGGCAGGGCGCUGUUCUGUUGUACCGCACUCAGUGCAGCAUCCUGCGUGGCCAAGUGUCAGGCGGCCAGUCUCACGCAGUGCGUCACGGACAAGAAGCCCGUCGUGGCCGCGGUGCAGGUGCACAAGAUCGUCUUCUUCCUCCGUCUCAGCCUCCGGGCGCUGGUUCUCCUCCUCAAGUUCGGCCCGCUCCUCUUCCUCUUUCCGCUGACGCUGCUCUCCUCGCACUUCGCGUCCCGCUGGCUGGACGCCCUGCUGUGGGUCACCGAGUCGUCGGGGCCCACCUUCAUCAAGCUGGGCCAGUGGGCCAGCACCCGCCAGGACGUCUUCUCCCAGGACUUCUGCCGGCGCUUCUCCCGGCUGCACGUGGAGGUGCGCCCUCACUCCUGGGCCCACACCAAGCACUGCCUGCGCCGGGCCUUCGGCGAGGCCUGGAGGAGGCUGUUUGUGUUCCAGAGCAAGGAGCCCGUGGGCUCGGGCUGCGUGGCCCAGGUGUACCGGGGCUGGGCCAGGGUGGAGGCGGUGGAGGACCUGGCCUUCCAGGCGCUGGUGGAGGAGAUGGAGAGGGAGGACAUGCUGGAGGCCUGGGAGAUACCGGGCCUAGGCGGGGUAGCCAGCUCCCUCUGGGGGCUGUGGAAGGGCAAGGAGGAGGUGGAGGAGGAGAUCCAUCUGUCGGAGAAGGGUCAGCCAGUGGAAGGACAUUUGAUACCUGUGGCUAUCAAGGUACUCCACCCAGGGGUCAGAGGUCAGGUGGAGAUCGACCUGAUGCUGAUGAGAGCGGGCUCCUGGCUCUUGCAUCUUCUACCCGGCCUGAAAUGGCUCAGUCUGCCAGAGAUAGUGGACGAGUUCGAGAAGCUGAUGACCAAACAGAUUGACCUCCGGUUCGAAGCCACAAACAUCGAGAAGUUCCGGGAGAACUUCCAGGACGUGGAGUACGUGAAGUUCCCCACGCCGCUGCGACCGUUUGUCACAAGGAGCAUUCUAGUAGAAACCUUCGAGGAGAGCGAGCCCAUUUCAAACUACCUGAGGCCAGAGGUGCCCGCGCACGUGAAGCAAAGGAUAGCCCGGAUGGGGAUCGAGACCCUGCUCAAAAUGGUGUUUGUGGACAACUUUGUCCACGGGGACCUCCACCCGGGGAACAUCCUGGUCCAGCGGCCCCAAUCAGAGGAGGCGGACCUCCAGGGGAAGACCACCCUGACGGACCUGUGGGACACGGUGGUGGUGAGCGUGCGGCCCCAGCCCUGCCCAUACCAGCUGGUGCUGCUGGACGCCGGCAUCGUGGCCCAGCUCAGCCCCCGAGACCUGGCCAACUUCAGGGCCGUGUUCACCGCCGUGGUGCUGCGCCAGGGGGAGCGAGUGGCAGAGCUCAUCCUGAACCACGCCAGGGCCAACGAGUGCCGGGACGUCCCCCGCUUCAAGAGGGAGAUGGCCCAGCUGGUGGACGGCGCUCUCAGCACCAACACCCUGUCCCUGGGGAAGAUCAGAGUGGCCGAGUUGCUGUCAAAAGUGUUUGGUCUGCUCAUCACACACAAGGUGAAGCUUGAGAGCAACUUUGUGUCCAUCGUCUUCGCUAUCAUGGUGCUGGAAGGCCUGGGUCGGUCACUAGACCCCAACGUGGACAUCCUGGAACUGGCCAAACCAAUGCUGCUCAAGAACUAUGCCUCGAUGCUGUGAUAGAUGCGCACACACACUGGCGCACAUGCACGCACACUAACGCACACACACACACACAAACGGUUAUGAAAAUAGAUACACGCAUAUAAUUUGAGUAAGUGUACUGUCUGUUAUCUCGACCAAGGUCUUGUUGACACCAUUAAUUACCUCAUUUAAAUCUACGCCAUUUGAAAUAGUUCUCUUUUUAAUUGAAGGAUUUUGACCAGUCCUCGUGCAUAUAGAUCAACCCAAGAGUUAAUAUGCAUCAUUUUGCACAAUCUCGUUAAGCACAGCGGUACCGUGAUAUUUUUACAUCUAAUGAAAAAGUGGUUUGGAAGUGUGUUUCUGUUACGAGGGCAACAGUAAGCCCAUCGGAGAAGAGUCCAUUUUCACUGUAAAACAAACCAGUUGCAUGCUCGUUUACUUCUUAAUAACUCAUCCAUCUUGUUUAGGACCGUUUUAUGGCAGCACAGACAGUGUCGUCUUAUGGCGGAUUCCAACCUUUUGCUACCAUUUAAAGGGAACUUUCAUUCCUGAACUUUCAUGCCAAAAAAAAUGCCUUGGCAAGGGCAACAUGUGCUGCAUUCAAUGACUUGGUGGCUAAGCGCACAAGGUUAUUGGAGAGCUGAAAGUCACUCAGAGUUGACUAAACUUGACAUUGCUUCUUGGAAUUAAUAUUGAAACAUGUGCAAUUGCUAAUGUUUUGCCAUGUCAAACAUUUUUUGUUAUUAGAGAAUUGCAUAUUUGCUAAAGUAAUUGGACCAUUUUAAUAUUUGAAUGGUAUGAUAAACAAUUUUAUUCUCAUUUGACUGUAUUUUUGUAUUUAAAAAUUGUAUAUGUGUACUAAAUAUGCGGCAAAUGUAAUGAAAUCAAUAAACUGAGUAGAUAUUA
Molecule: messenger RNA, 3111 nt
Organism: Gadus morhua (Atlantic cod)
Lineage: Eukaryota; Metazoa; Chordata; Actinopteri; Gadiformes; Gadidae
Gene: adck2
Product: aarF domain containing kinase 2
Exons: 8
Coding region: 430-2241 (603 amino acids)
Cellular component (GO): mitochondrion
Source: RefSeq, a predicted model, not a curated record